AUGCUGUCCUUGUCAGAAUCAGUCGACCUCUUCUGGGGCCUCGUCGGCCCCUGGACCUUCCUCUGGAACGCCUUCACCUUCCUGCCCGGCACCAUCAUCCGCCUCGUCCGCGCCGGCGACUACGGGCGCCUCCUCUCCUUAUCUCGCUUCCGAGACGCCUGGUUCGGUGCCUUCUGGGGUUGGUGGGGCCCGAAGAUCCGCGUGGGCAACGGCGACCGCAUGGUCGCCCUCCUCGAGGGCCGCGUCUCGAACGCGAGGGUGGUCGAGGAAGCCGUCCACCCGCCCGUUAGCGGCGUCGUACUGGAGGUCGGCCCCGGCUCCGGGCUGUGGGUGGACCUCUUCGCCAAGAGCAGGCCCGCUACUGCGGCGGGAGAAGUUCUGAGACGCAAGAUCGCCGACGGCGUGACGCGGGUCUAUGGCGUUGAGCCCAACACCGAGGCGCACCCCGUGUUGAAGCAGCGGGUGGCGGAGGCCGGGCUGGAGGGCACGUACGAGAUCGUCCCUGCGGGCAUCGAGUCGUUGAACGACCCGACUGUGUGGGAGGGGAAGAUUGAGAAGGGGAGCGUCGACUGCAUCUUUUCCAUUCUCUGCCUGUGCAGUAUCCCGGAGCCGGAGAAGAACAUUCCGGAGCUGUACUCGUAUCUCAAGAAGGGCGGGAGGUGGUAUGUGUACGAGCACGUUCAGGUGUCGUAUAACUGGCCGCUGCGGCUUUACCAACGCCUUGUUAACCUCGUUUGGCCGCGUGCCUUGAACGGCUGCGAGCUUUGCCGGGAUACUCGUAAGACGCUGAUGAAUGCAGGUCCCUGGGAUAAGGUGGACGUCGCACAGCCUCCGAUCGAGCCGUGGUAUCAAAUCGUACCGCACAUUUUCGGCACAUUUACGAAAUAA
Colletotrichum karsti is the source of this 888-nucleotide messenger RNA. RefSeq lists its product as uncharacterized. Lineage: Eukaryota; Fungi; Ascomycota; Sordariomycetes; Glomerellales; Glomerellaceae. Bases 1 to 888 code for a protein of 295 amino acids. The transcript is spliced from 2 exons. The record is from RefSeq and is a predicted model, not a curated record.